This is a messenger RNA of Scomber japonicus (chub mackerel), 2022 nucleotides long. Its product is annotated as receptor for retinol uptake stra6-like. Gene Ontology annotation, molecular function: retinol transmembrane transporter activity; signaling receptor activity. NCBI's taxonomy places the organism in Eukaryota, Metazoa, Chordata, Actinopteri, Scombriformes, Scombridae. The record is from RefSeq and is a predicted model, not a curated record. The coding region runs from base 1 to 2022 and encodes 673 amino acids. Gene Ontology annotation, cellular component: plasma membrane. The transcript has 17 exons. Gene Ontology annotation, biological process: vitamin A import into cell.
AUGAAUCACAGCAAAGAUGACUUUGAGCCUUUUGAAUAUUCUUACUAUGACUAUUCAGACUGGUACUCGGAAAAUGCAGAGCCAACAAAACCUCCCAAAGAAGUUAUUUUGCCAUGUGACCCCACAGCAGACGACCUGCUCUUCAACAUAUGUAUACUCUCAAUAUCUCUGGCGGUCAUGUUAGUCCUGGCAGUUCUAACCAGGAAACACAAACUCUGCCAAGGAUUCACACGAGGAUCCUCCAGCAUCUUUAGUCCAGCAAACUUCCUGGAUCAGACACAGAAAAAAGGCCUGAUCAUGGCCGUUUUUGGACUGGUGUUCAGCAAGCUGGCGAUGCUGGUGAUCGCACCCGACCCCCUGCCGUUCUCCAAGGACACUCCGGCGGAAAUCAAAGAGUACAUGAAGAUAGUCGCCAUCUUCUACUAUCCAGUGCUCUACUAUCCUCUGAUGGUUUGUUGCACUCUGCAGCACAAAGUCGGUUAUGUGUUAGGGACGCUCCUCUCCUUCAGUCACUUCGGAGUCCAGCUGUGGCAGAAGUUUGACUGUCCGAAGACACCAGAGAUCUAUAAAUUCUACGCUCUGCUUGCGACUCUGCCUCAGCUGGCCUGCCUGGCUUAUCUCUGCAUCCAGUUUCCUUUGCUGUUUAUCAAAGGACCAAUAAAUGAUGAGGAUCUCGACAGCAGCUACUACACUCAGUAUGUGAAGGCACUCCUCAAGAAAAGGCCCUCAAAUGCCAGCUCCUUAACUACAGACAAGCCAACGCUGGCAGAGAGAAUACUGGAAGUGCCCAAGAGUUAUAUUUAUAUACCAGAAAAAGUGUUUCGAUUCCCACUAAAGCUGGCUGUAUCAGCGUUUGUCACCCUGGUGGCAAUAUAUCAUACAGCACUGUUGUUAGUCGUCCUGGUCGUCCCCGUCCUCCACAUCGUCCGUGCUGGUAUUGAUGAAAACAUCGCCUUCCUGCUUCUCGGCUUUGGGAUCGUCCUAUCAGACGACAGGAUGGAAGUUGUCCAAAUCGUGACUUUCUACACAUGGUUGCUGGAAGUUUGCUACCUCUGUGCGAUGACCCUCUCUUGUAUAGUCAGCCUCGUCAUGCUCAUGAAGUCCAUGAUACUCCACAGGUCAAACCUAAGAGGACUGUACAAAGGAGACAGUUACAGCAUUUAUCACAGCCCGAAGACCAUCCGUCCAUCCAACUUUGGUGUUGUGUGUUGGAUGGGCUUGACUGGAUACCAGGCGGCAAUCGUCUGUCUCGGAAUGGCGAUCCAGACGGUUGUGUUUUUCAUCUGUUUCUUGUUUCUGGUGUUUUUGAUCAUCAUCCCCGUUUUUCAUGGUCGUAACAUCGUUGUCUUUGAAAUCCUGGGAAAGGCAUGGCCAGGCUGGGUCACACUGAUACUUGUUACAGCUCUUCAACACGUGACUGCUAAGUUUGCUUUCAUCAAAAAAGAAGCUGGCACAAGAGACUUGAAGAACAGAGAGAGUCUGUUUCUUCUGACUUAUCUGCUGUUCUUGGUCAACGUUGUGGUGGGACUAGUAGUCGGCAUAUGGAGAAUAGUGAUUACCGCUUUGUUCAACAUCGUACAUCUUGGUCGUAUCGACGUCAGCCUGAUGCACCGCACCUCAGAGUUCUUUGACCCAGCCUACAGCUACUACACCAACUUCCUGAAGGUGGAGGUCAGCCAGUCCCACCCGGUGAUGAAAGCUUUCUGCGGGAUUCUUCUGGACAUGAUGAUCGAAGGUGGCCGAGUGGGACAGAAAAUAAGAGACGCAGAGGAAGGCAUUCAGGACAAUCAGCCGAGCAAGGCCACCAGCAGUCGGAGGAUUCGCGCUCGCUGGCAGCUGCUGUACACGCUGGUCAACAACCCGUCCCUGCUGGGCUCCAGGAAGCACUUCCAGACGCUGCAGACCUUGGGCAGCGUCCUCAACGGGACCCCGAGUCACACGCCUAAGAAAGGCAGCAAGAAGGAAGCCGCCGAGCCAGUCCAGUCCACCGAGAUCCAGAGUACCCAAGAUAAAACUGACUGA